CCAAUGUGCAAUUUCCAAAGCCCUGAAGGUGUAAGUAGAGUCGAAAGCACAAAUCACAUGAGACACGAUCUGAAAAUUCACAAUGAUCUGAUGAAUGGAAUAGUAUGGAGAACCAAUGUGGAGAAAUCCUAUCAAACACUGAGAUCCUUUGCUAACCAUUGGGAAUCUACUAGAAAAUAAUCAUUCCUUAACAUACAUGAUCUCUUCCAGCAGUCUUGUUCCUUGCAUUCAAAAGAUACUGUACCAUCAAUUAGGGUGACUGUUUCAUAAAGCACAGAGAUAUCAAUAUCUGACCUCUUCCAGGUACGUCAGUUAGAGCCCAGCCACCUUUGUCAACAUCGGGAAACAUUUAUUUUUGCCUAAGGGUAGCUAAUUGAAUGUAAUAAUCUAUUCAAGCAGUUGUAUUGUAGUAGCAGUUGUGCAGCUGGUUUUUGUGUGGGAUUCCUAAAGCAGGAGCAGUGGCUCACUCUGACUGUGUUGCCUGCCCUUGGGUCCCUUUCUCCUAACUGAGUUGUCUUGCCUAGUCUCAAUACAAAAAGAUGCUCCUAGUCUUACUACAACUUGAUAUGCCAAGGCUGGUUGAUAUUCAUGGGAAGGCUCCCCUUUUCUGAGGAGAAGGGGAGGAGAGGUGGAUGGAGAGAGGUGAGAUGUGAAGGAGGGACUGGAAAGAAAGGAAGGAAGGAAAGCUGUGAUUGGGAUGUAAAGUAAAUAAAUAAUACAUACAUACAUACAUACAUACAUACAUACACACAUACAUACAUACAUACACACAUACAUACAUACAUGCAUGCAUAUAUACAUACACACACACAUACAUACAUACAUACAUACAUACAUACAUAAAACAAUCACCCAAUGCAAUAAGACACAUGUCACUCAAGUACAGUUAUUUCUCAUUUGCACUGGCUUCUCUUUUUCUCACUAACAAUCAUGUAUAUUUUCUAGUAAGCUCAUGAUUUACACAGUAUUUUAUUUUCCUUUUUUAUCCUAUAAGCAUUUUCCAACAUUUUUACUGGCAUUUUAUUUUUAACACUAAACAACUAAAUGUUAUUUAAAUGUCCCAGUCAAAAGCAACUUUAUAGGUCCUAUCUUCUGUUUUGUACAGCUCAGAGCCUCUUCCAUUCUCCAUGCAGCUGUAAAACACCAACUGAAUGCCCUGUAAGGUACUGUGUUAUUACUCCACAGAAAGAAGAAAGCAACUCUGACUCUAUCCUGAGCAACAGCAAAAACACACCAGCAAAUGGUCACUGAUCCCAAAGCACAUUUCCUGUUCCAGUAAGAGAUCCUGGCCAUCGUGUCUAUCCUGUUCAUCGUUCUUUCCACCAUUGCUCUGUCUCUCAACACACUUCCAGAGCUGCAAGAAAACGACGAGUUUGGGCAACCCAGUGACAACCGGAAGUUGGCACACGUAGAGGCUGUGUGCAUUGCCUGGUUUACCAUGGAGUAUCUUUUACGAUUCCUGUCCUCACCGAAUAAAUGGAAAUUCUUUAAAGGCCCGCUGAAUGUCAUUGACCUUCUGGCCAUCUUGCCAUACUAUGUAACCAUCUUCCUCACCGAGUCUAACAAAAGUGUGCUGCAGUUCCAGAAUGUUAGACGAGUGGUCCAGAUCUUCAGAAUCAUGCGUAUCCUCAGGAUACUGAAACUCGCCAGACACUCAACGGGCCUGCAGUCUCUGGGCUUCACACUCAGGCGAAGUUACAAUGAGUUAGGUUUAUUAAUAUUAUUUCUGGCCAUGGGGAUAAUGAUAUUUUCCAGCUUGGUGUUUUUUGCUGAGAAAGAUGAAGAUGCUACCAAAUUCACCAGUAUCCCUGCAUCAUUUUGGUGGGCUACCAUCACCAUGACCACUGUGGGCUACGGUGACAUUUACCCUAAAACACUGUUAGGAAAAAUUGUGGGUGGUCUCUGCUGCAUUGCAGGAGUCCUGGUUAUUGCCCUUCCUAUACCCAUCAUUGUGAACAAUUUCUCUGAGUUCUAUAAGGAGCAAAAACGCCAGGAGAAAGCUAUUAAAAGGAGAGAGGCUCUUGAAAGAGCCAAAAGAAAUGGCAGCAUCGUUUCUAUGAACUUAAAGGAUGCCUUUGCUAGAAGUAUGGAACUGAUAGACGUGGCUGUGGAGAAGGCUGGAGAGUCAGCCAAUACCAAGGACUCAGUAGAUGAUAAUCACCUGUCUCCAAGCCGGUGGAAGUGGGCCAGGAAGGCGCUGUCAGAAACGAGCUCCAACAAAUCUUACGAGAAUAAGUACCAGGAGGUUAGCCAAAAUGACUCCCACGAACAUCUGAACAAUACUUCUUCCUCCAGCCCACAGCAUCUGAGUGCCCAGAAGCUGGAGAUGCUAUACAAUGAAAUCACCAAGACACAGCCUCAUUCCCACCCGAAUCCAGACUGCCAAGAACAGCCUGAGAGGCCAUGUGUGUAUGAGGAGGAGAUAGAAAUGGAAGAGGUGAUCUGCCCACAGGAGCAGCUGGCUGUGGCACAGACCGAGGUCAUCGUGGACAUGAAGAGCACCUCCAGCAUUGACAGCUUCACCAGCUGUGCCACGGACUUCACAGAGACUGAGAGAUCACCCCUGCCACCACCCUCUGCCUCUCAUUUGCAGAUGAAGUUCCCCACGGACCUCCCAGGAACAGAUGAGCACCAAAGAGCCAGGGCACCUCCAUUCCUUACACUAAGCAGAGAUAAGGGGCCUGCUGCCAGGGAGGCUGCAGUGGAUUAUGCCCCAAUUGACAUAACCGUGAACCUCGAUGCUGGGGCUUCCCAUGGUCCCUUGCAACCUGACAGUGCCAGCGACAGCCCUAAGAGCUCGCUGAAAGGGAGCAAUCCCCUCAAGUCAAGAUCCCUCAAAGUGAACUUUCAGGAAAACAGAGCCAGUGCACCACAGACCCCGCCCAGCACAGCCAGGCCACUGCCAGUAACCACAGCUGACUUUCCGCUCACCACUCCCCAGCACAUGAGUACCAUUCUUCUAGAAGAAGCCCUCCCCCAGGGACAGCCUCCCUUGCUGGAGGCUGAUGAUUCGGCACACUGUCAGGGACCAUCCAAAGGUUUCUCCCCACGAUUUCCCAAGCAAAAACUGUUUCCUUUCUCUUCUAGAGAAAGGAGGAGCUUCACUGAAAUAGACACUGGAGAAGACGAAGACUUCUUGGACCUCCAAAGGUCAAGACCAGACAAGCAAGCAGAUCCCAGCCCCAACUGCCUAGCAGAUAAGCCUGGCGAUGCCAGAGACUCUUUAAGAGAAGAGGGCUGUGUGGGUUCCUCCUCUCCCCAGAACACAGACCACAACUGUAGGCAAGACAUUUACCAGGCUGUGGGUGAAGUCAAAAAGGACAGUAGUCAAGAAGGUUACAAGAUGGAGAACCACUUGUUUGCCCCAGAAAUUCAUUCCAACCCAGGAGACACAGGUCACUGUCCCACUCGUGAGACCAGCAUGUGACAAAAGCAAUAAAAGAAAAAGAAAAAAAAACUGUUUCUUAAAAAUGCGAUUAAUAAUGCCGUGAACUAAAAUUUGAGAAACCCCUCCCCCUAAUACCAGUGCAUAAAAUAUUAUUUUUUGCAUGGCAUGAACAGUAUAGUUUAAGUACUGUUUAAAUAAAACCGAGUCCUGAAUAGCGAGCAAAUAAAGUGCUCUCUUAGGAACCUGUGCUCAGCCAUGUCUGACAUUUUUGCUCCUUUCAUUUCCAAUAGCAGGCAGGUUUUGGAGUUUCAACUCUUACCUCCCAGUGAACUUUAGAAUUUGCACAUGAAAGGAUGAAAUGUUGUUGCAUGUGUUCAUGCUUACGGGGAGAAAGGUGCUUUCAGCUUGCAAACUUUGCAUAACUUUGUAAAUAGGCCUGGAUGUAAAUGUGCCUCAAACAUGUGGACACGCCAUUUCUGAGACACAGGUACCUCCUUCACAGCUACUGCCUGAAGGAGCUGUCCAGACUUCCUGUUGCAAAAUUGUAACCUCUUCUUAACCCAUUUUGUGUAUCUUGCUUUGGAUUAUAAAGCUCUUAGGUUUGUUUAAAGGAAUACAGUAUUUUUAUUUUUAGGAUAUAAUUUGGAGGGUAUAUUUAUAUGUAUUUUCACUUAUUUGUGAUACAGUUGACAGGGUAUUUUUCUUUUCUUCUUUUGCUUUGUUGUUGCAAUUGUGAUGUUCUUAUAAAUCAUGGAAAUUAGUAAGAUUUAAUGACCAGAUAUCAAGUAUUUGGAAUUUAAGCUUGAGCUUUUACCUAUAAACUAAAUAUCAUGUCAUAGAUUAUUACAGAAAUUCAAGUUUACACAAAGCUGAAAAUGUACAGAAAGUUCUAUUAUAAAAUAAAACUUUUAAUUGGUACUCCACAUUCAGAAAUCACCUUUAAAACAAUGUGUGCUUCAGCACUCCAAACAUGGAUCUGCUGUCCAACAUACAAAUAAAGAGCUGCUAAAAAUGGAAAUUCCAUAAAACGACUUUUAAGAAAAUAAAAGUAGAACCCCCAUAAGAGACAAAGCUGGUCCCAGCAUGAGAUACCGUGCUAGGAGCCCAGGUCUGGGCCACUAGGGUAGAGACCUAGGAUGACAGUACACGGUGCAGGAAAAUGUCCUUGUAGACGUAAGUCCUUCCCAAGCAUGGCCAGAACACUCGGUAACUGCAGCAGCCCUACAAGCUUUCUCAUGUUUCCAAGCCUGGAACUUUCCUUGCUAAAAGUCAUGCCAGGCAUUUUCCUACUGAGAACACCAAAUCCAGAGGCACUGGGCACUGGGGGUUACCCUGCUCACCAGACUCACCUUGCUUUGUGGAAAUCAAAGCUCCAGCUACUGAUGAGAAGCUGCCGGCUGUGCAGUCUCCAGGAUGUCUCCAACCUGGUGGGAUCUCACGUGCAUCCAAAGGGAAACAGUCCAAAUUAUUUCUAAGCCUCCUUAAGAUCUCAAAUUAAUGAUCUCUUAGUUUCCUGGCAAUGCUCAGGUUUUGCGGCAGCAAAAUGCAUUUCGUGCAUGUGUGUAUAUAGUUCAGGGAAAUGGGGAAACUGCCAGCACAAACUACAAAGUGUAUUGUUUAAGGGGGGAAAAAAUCUAAAUUUUGUUCUUUAUUCUUUAAAGGAAAAAUGUUUACAAAAAUAGCCCAAAUAUUUAGAAUCUAAUAUAAGUCUUGAAUAUUUCUUAACAGGAUCUGGUCAUUAAAUCUCAAAUAAGGAAAUGAAUUUUGAUUUUAGUUAAAAUUCAGGCAGUCCUGAUAUUAAGAAUAAUUUGAAGUAUUCUUUUGUCCCAUUGUGCUUAGAAUUUCUUAAUGGUUUUUAUGUUUGUUUCAAAACAAAACCUUUAAGAGUUUAUACUCAUUAAUCAUUGAUAUUUAUAUUAUGCAUACUUCUUUUUGUGUCUAAAAACUAAGUGUUGAUCAGUUUUUGUAAAUCUAGAGUAUUUGAAUUUUCUAUAUAUAGUUUUACAAAGUCAAGCAGGUCUAUCUAUUGUUAAAUGAAUAGCAAAUAAGUUACAAAGAUCAUUUUCUUCAUACAGCCUCAUGAAGCAGUUAUUUUCUAAGGUCUCUUAUUAAUGAAUCUAUUUUUUUUUAUUCAUUUGGCUUAUUGCCAUAUGACCAGUGUCUCACGUUCCAUGUCUGUCAGGCCUUCUAUUUAGCACCCCGCUCCAUAAUGCUUAUGAUGGGGACCCUUACCCAGGCUCUGCUGUUUUCCCUGGAAGCAUUUUUCUGAAACCUCUCCCUUUCAUUCUCAGAGAUUGCUGUUUAUUUCAUUUUUAUAUUUUAAAGAAUUGUUUUUAAGUCCUUGGAAAUUUCAUAGUUUGAGUCUUUCUAGUUCCUCUGAGACAAACGUCUUCAGGUAGGAGAAACAAAUGAACACUUUCCUCUAAGAAAUCUUCAACUGUGCUGUUUUACAAGGAGGUAUUUCCCAGAAUGCACCUAUGAGUCCCUUCUAAACUUUGGCAAAUGGCGUCAAACUCAGAGGAGAACAUGUAAGUCUGGAAAGACCUGGAUACAUCUGUCAAGCGGAGUUCUUUUUGAAGUCUUGUAUGUUCUACAUUAAAAGUCCAUGGCCAUGCUGCAACUUACUCCAUGACAUGUAUGUUUGAGAAUUUUAAAAUGCUGUUUUAUAUUAUGUAUCAACUAGUAAAACUGACAGUCUUAUAACUUCAAAUACCUCUUUUGUAUACCUUGGAAAACAUCACCCAAGUUUAGGUAGGACUACCUGAAGGGGCUAUUGGAAGGUUGUGCUUCCAAGAGUUCAUUUCACCAUUAGCUAGCUCAGUGACCAAGGAUAAAUUCCAAUGAGAAAGAUUAUUUGAAUGGCUUCAAAAUUACAUGAUCCUUCUAAUGGCAAAGCUGUUUCUGCUGGGCCUCUUAACCAGUGCAAAUUGCCCAAGACGUUUUUAAUUUCAAAGAUAAGAGCAUUGAAACAGGUAUGCAUUGAGUCCUGGGAUACUGCUCAAUGGUAGAGGACCUUCCUAGCAUGUAUGACACCCUGAUUAAUCUCCAGCACUGUAGAAGACAAAAACGGGGGAGACAGGAAGAAAUGAGGGACCUAUCUGUAGGUCCACACAUACACCAAGUGGAUCCCUGAAAUUGACCUAAUUGUUCUCUAAACAUUUCACUAGAAAUGCUCUCACUCUGACACAGUCAACUGCUUUGAAGCAAUACCAUGAUGAGACCAGAUCUAAUAGGAAAAGAGAGUUGAUGACCAGUGUCCAUUCCCAUAUUCUCUUAUUAACAUUCUUAUUCCCAUGCUGGCCACGGAAAUUUUACAUUUUACAAUUUAUUUUAUCUUGAAAUUAUAAAGAUUUGGAGGGGGUAGCUUAGGUAUGUUCUUUCUCGACAGUGCCCAGAAUUAUCAGUAAAGAUAGAGAAAUCUGCUCUUAGUUCUAUUCCACCCAGGUCACUGGUGAGUGGCCGACCUUGACCUCACACACACCAUCUGGCUCUAAAUAUGGCAUCCUAAUGUAUCACUGGAAAGGGUGUUCAAUGGCUAAAACCAUGUAAAUAGAAAGCAUAUUGCUAAUAUGAAUGUUUUAUUUUAAAGUAGCAAAUCUGUGGGGUAGUAAGAGCUAAGAACCAAGUUAGGCACUUAUGUUUGCCAGUUGAGAAUUCUGUCAAUAGCAUACAUGGCCUUUCUCUCAAGAGAAGACUCCACUAUUUGUGAUGUGAGGUGGCACACACAUGAGGCAGAAGUCUAUAGAAAGCCACUUGAUCUUCCUGAACAAAAUCAGACAGAGAUAAAUCCAAUUCAGACUAAAAUGCAUCAUUUAUUGAAUGUCAUCACUAUUUUGCUGUUUACUCAUUCAAUCAACUCUAGAUGAAUAUCUCCCUCUUCCAUGCCAACCACACAAGGGUUCAGUUCUCUUCCCUGACAAGGACAGAUUCAGCUCUUAGCCUCAUGAAGCCUUCUGACACUCUUGGCUGGCUGCACCAUUUAUGGGAAGCUGAAGAUAUUUGUUGUUACUGCAAAAAGGUCACCUAUCAGGCAGAAAAAAAAAAAAUCACCCAAUGAUCUCAUCAGAGAGUCAUAGAACAUACAUAAAUUAUCUUACUUUUCCAAAGACCUAUUUUUUUAAGAAAUAGAUGAACUGAAUAAAGCCUAAUUUAUAAUCAUGUUUGAUCAAGUUUAUUUUUCAUGCUUGAAAAAGCAAAUUGUUGAUCUGAUUACAUGAGGUCAUAAACUAUCUUUGUUAUCUGGUAAAUUAAAAAAUAAUAUUUUAUGGUUGGUAGUGAACCUUAGUGGUAGAGUAUUUUGUCUGCAUUAAGCCCCGGGUCAAUCACCAGUACCGAAACAAAAAAAACAUUAUUUUAAUUUCUUAUCAAAAUAGCUAAUAAUAAUCUGUCACAAGUAACUAAAGCAAAAUUUAAUACUAGUAAGAAAGGACUAAAAAUUUUUACAUUUAUGAAUAAAUUUUAAAACAGCAUUUUAGUGCUUUUCUUCCUGCAGUCUCUUGGCAACAUUACAAGAAUAUAUACCUCACUCAACCCUCUAAAUUCUUAACAUUUAGAAGUCAACAUUCAAAAGUCUCUUGGUUUGGCUCAAAAAUUUAAUCACUAGGUCUAUGGAGAUUUGAAAGUAUAUUUGGUUAUUUUGCCACUGCAAUGUCUUCCUCAAAGUAACAAAUAGAUAAAUAGCAGACAAAUAGAAGAUAGAUAAGUAGAUAGACAGACAGACAGAUAGAUAGAUAGAUAGAUAGAUAGAUAGAUAGAUAGAUAGAUAGAUAGAUAGAUGGAAAAAAAGAGAAAAGAGAAAUGGGUUUGGUGGCACAUGCUCUACCCUAGCACUUGGGAGGUUGAAACAGGAGAACCCCGAGUCUAAACACAGCUGUCACUACAUAGUGAAUUUCAGAUUAUCUCAGCUACAUAGUAAUAACCUCUCCAAAAAGGAGGAGGAGGACUAGGAAGAGGAAGGGUAAAAGAAGAGGAAGAGCAGCAGCAGCUGGACAUAGUGGUAUACACUGGAAUCUCUACACGAAGGAGGCAGAGGUAGGCUAAUCUUGAGGUCAAGGCCAGCCUAGUCUAUAUACGACGUUCCAGCCCAUGCAGAUACACAGUGAGACACUGUCUUUAAAGAAAGAGAAAGAAAAACAGAGAGGGGAAGUAGAGGGAGAGGAAAGAAACUAAAAGAAACUCUGAUAUGUAAUAGAAAUGAAAAUGUUUAAAGACCAGUUUCUGCUAAGAAGAGGAAGGCCUUGGCUUUGCAGUUCUGGUGAGCAGUUGUCCAUACUGUAGUUAACACUGGGCUGGGCUGCAUACUUCCCAUGGUUUCAACAGCCAUGUCCUCCACUUGCCUUUGUAAAGUACAAUCCCAUGAAUCCUUCUUCACCACCAUCAUUAACAUGCAUUACUUUCCUCAGUAACUCUAUAAAGGUAAUAUAUAUAUAUAUAUAUAUAUAUUUCAAAGCCAGCAAAAGACAAAAACAUAAAAGAAGAAAGAUUUUUAAAUGUAAGUAAUUGGUAUUCUUAUUUGGUGUGUAUACCUUUAUAAAUGUUGUACUUAUAAAAAUAUACAUGUAUAAAAUUUAGAUACUUAGAGGAUACGUGAAGAAUAAAAUCAGAAGUUAGUUCUUACCACCAAACAGUUCUAGAUUGUUCUGUUGACAUAUAACAAAGCUUUCCUGAGCACCUAUAGUUUGCUUGAAGGUAACACAUACAGUCACUUAGUCCAGCUUACAGCCUAGCAAACAUUUUUUUAAAAUGAUUAUGUUCCCAUGUGAAAUCCAUUUUCACAGAGUAGGCUAGAAAUAGCGUGACAAGAUGUCUAUGUCUGUUGUCUAAGAUCUCCAAAGUUCUUUUCCAUUUCCUUAGAUGCAAGGAAAUUCCACCACAUAAUUUCUAAACAUUCUAGCUUAAAAUUACAAUAAAUAUUGGACAUUUAGUGACAGUGUGAAGAUAUUUUCAACUUCAAAAUGAGAAAGAUGAAUGAAAAAUAUAUUAUAGCCAAAAAUCAUGUCUAUUCAUUAAAAAUGACUUAAAAACAAACAGAAACUAGGAACUCUGUCUAGAUAUGAUCCCACAUUGACCUCAGAAUCACAAUCCUCAUGUCUCAGCUGUCUAUGAAAUGAUCUUUUUUUUUUUACAUUUUGUUUCAUAUUUUCAGCCCUCUCCUCUAGUUAAGCCAACACCACCUACUGCUUUGGCAAAAGCCAAAUGCUGGUCUGAGCAGUGCAGAUUCUGUCCAUCUGCAGUGGGACCUACUGACAAAGAGAUGGAGGGACCCACUGACAACAUGAUGAUGAUGGGACACAUUGAUGAGAUGGUGGGAGAGUUUUUCUUACAGUUAUUUUUCAUGUUUUUCAAGCUGAAACAGAUUUGAGGUGCUUUUCUUACAGUUAUUUUUCAUGUUUUUCAAGCUAAAAUGGAUUUGAGGUCGCAUAACAAGGCAGAACAACAGCCUUUCAGAAUGAAGACACAGAAUUCUGACAAUCAGAGGCAAAAGACUCAGAGGUGUAUCAUACUAUCCACCCUCCUGCCUUCCUUCACCUUAAAUCUCUUUUGGUGCUCAGUGCAAGAAAAAAUGAAUUAUUUGACAAUUGUGCAUAGAUGUAACAGUCAAGGCCAUCCCCCACUACUAGCCCUUCAGUCCAACUCCUUGAUCUCUGCCACUAUUGCCUCCCGAUUCCAUGUAUUCCGCAAAGGAUGGGAUUCUAUUUGCCCAGAAAAGGUGGUUGGUAACCAGAAGUAAGGACAAUUGCUCUGCCCUUCACAUGCUGUGCAUGUUCUCUGCAUGCAGUCAGAAACAACUAGGCUCCUGACAUCCCUGUGGCCACAGCUCUUUUUUCUCUUUGCUGUGUCCCUCUGUGUUUGCAACGCUGUCCACCAUGCUUUCAGGGCACCCCAUGUGCUGCCCCAAAACACACACACAAAUCUCGUUUGGCUACAUCUUGACCAAUGCUCCAGAUCUCUGCUGGACUGUACAGAAUGUGUCACUUUGACAUCCCUGCCACUAUGGGUAGCUAGGCAAGAACUCGAAAUACUGUGUGUGUGGGGGGGGGGGGGGGAAUCAUAGAUGUAAAGACAAUCCUGGCUUCUAAUCUGUCCAACAACUAUUUCAUAUAGCUUCUACUUGAAGACUAUGGCACGGCCCCUUAUAUGACCCUGGUAGAAAAAGGAGUAUCUUCUAAAUUCCCCAUAAACAUUGGUUUGUGCUGGCCAGAAAUCCUACUGUGGCAAGAUGCUAUCAACUUUUUUAUUUGCAGCAUAUGGGUUAUGCUUUUUGCUUUAUUUUUCCCUGCAAGUUUUAUCCAAAGCACUAAAUUUGAUUAAAAUUAGGAGUAUUUUUUAAAGGAAAAUAGACACAAAAAGCAAAAUUACUAAUAUUAACCCAAAUUACUUGCUCAAUGGGAAUGCUGUCACCAGAAAUAAUAAAAAUAUAUAUACUACUAAAAUUUCAGUGAAGAAUUAGCAAAAUUCUUUGUACUCAGCUCAAAAUCAAAGAAAGAAAAAAGAAAAAUCUGUAACUCACAAAACUUAAGUUUAUCACACAAUAAUCAAGUUCCAAACCUAUGCAACUUUAAAGAGGUAUAUAUUAAACCAUAAAAAAUUCAAAAGGGAACACAUGGAAAGUAUCUAUUAAGCAAACAUGAGGUGCCAUUAGCAAAAUGAAACCAUUUUAAAGGCUUUAAUUUAGCUAUAUAGUAGCUGUGCAUGCUCCUUGCUUUCAAUGAAGUAUUUUAUUUUCUACAGUUGUUUAUAUAGUUUGCUUACUUGUCCUGGGGAGACAAGGAUUCAUAGAAAAAGAGGGUCUGAAGGGAGAAAUUAUUGGACAACUUAUUAUUACCUACUGUGCCUGGAAUGUGUUGAAACUACGUGGCCUUCCCCAUCCAUCUCUCUCCCUCUCCCCUUUCCAGGCUUCACUAUCCCAGUUUAAAAGGACAAAUUCUGUCAUCAUUUCUCAGAUUCUGCCUCCUCUGGCUUUUAAUUCCCCUCCUGACUCUCCAGUACAUACCAGGGGUCCUUCCCCAGGGCCUACCUGCUUAGAGUGCACAGGUACCAAGUCAAAAGCAGAAACAAACGCACCAUUAGCAAUAACAACUAAAGCCAGAAGGGGGUAUCAGCAAGUUUAGAGGCCAAAGAGACACUGUCCUGAUGAAGAAGAAAACAUGGUUGGACUGCAUUUUUUACCUAUGAGUAAUCAAAAAUGCAGUUUGGGCAGAAGUACUGUGGUCAGGUUUGGACCUUCACCCUGCUAAUUAUGUACUCUGAGCUGCACAUAGGCUGAGCUGUACUCAUAGACAAAAUGCAGUGCGUUUAAGUCUCUACCAAGCUCUAAAACUUGAAAGGAAAUAGCUGGGUUGUUGAGGAAUAUGGGACCAAAUUCAUUAAUAUUUCCCAAGAUAACCAUCUCAAAUGCAAAUCUUUCUACUAAAUAUGUGUGUAGCCUAUGGGUGGGUCUGUUUUCAGGCAAUAUGCCAAAAGGAAGAGACCAAUACAUCUUUUUCAUUCUCUGUAGUAACAGACAUUUUAAUCAGGGAAAACUGGCAUUCGGGUAAGUUUUCAUAUAGUUUGGGACAAAAUUCUAAUAGCCAUCCAUAGAAAACCUUAACAAAAGAUGCUAGGGUGGAAAGAAAGCCAUACAGAAAAGCUCAUAUCUAUUACACAUCUUGUUAUAAGCAAUUCAUAUUUGUAUUGGACUUUUAAUUUUUAUUUUAUGUAAAAGCAUCUUUAGAUAACCAUGUGAAAUAAAUAUUACUUAUUUUAUUAUAAAUAUGUAGAUUUUUAAAGACUAUUAUAAUGUAAAUGAGAUGGAUAUAGAAAAUGCCAAGCAUACUGCUGGACAAUUAGUAGGUAUGCAAUUUAAAAUAAGAAUUCCAAAGGAAGUGAUUUGAGUCACACUUGUGUUUGCAAUACUUAGCUCCCAAAUUCUUCUGUAACUUUGUAUGUGUGUUUAAUCAAAACCCACUGUUACAUAAAAUGUAAGGCAUUUUAUUUGUUAAGUUAUAUACAUAUAGGUAUCCUAUGUUGUUUUCAAGAGGGAUAUUACUUUAACAAUAACAUGCUAUGAAAACUAGUACUACAUUUUUAACCUAAUUGCCUUAAAUUUUUAGUGUUCAGUAGGCGAGUGUCAAUUUCUUCUUGAGGAAAACAGCUUCCUCAAUGAUUUCAAUUUACUGUCUGUUUGGAGAGUCUGUUAUAUCUUUCUGUUGCCAUGAAUUUAAAAUUGCAUCGUCACCUUGGAAACAUUCAAUAUAGUAGUCCAUUUUCCCGCUUUGAAUAUUUUCAAACCACGGUUUCAGUAACUGGCCCUUUGCCAACUAUUUUGUGAGUACAAGGGCUUUGGCAUUAAACAUAUUUUUUCUCAUUAAAUGUUUUUGUCUUAAAAAUCUAAAGUAUAAUCUGUCAUCAGUACAGAUUUUCAUCAAUUUUGCCUAUUCUACUGUUAAAUCUUACUAAUCAAGAAAGGUGAUUCCUCGGGGGCCUAAUUUUUCAUGUCAAUGUAUUUAAGAUAUUGGGUUAUAGAACUAAGAUGAACCCCCAUUAUAUAGUGACAAUGCGUGAUGACCAGGGGACACCAUACAGGAACAACGCCCUGUACACUCAGCCCUGACACACUGCAGCCGCUUCAGCCAAAUCAGACUGACCACUGUAGAACCAGACUGUGGUAACUCUGACCCUAAAAUCAAACUAGCCCUGAAGUUCUUCUAUUGAAUCUACAAAAGAAUUUCCAAGAUGCAGUAAAACUUCAUUCUCAGAGGAUCAAGUAGCCAUCACUGGAAAGCUGAAAACCGUAAUUUUAAUGAAUUUUUGUUUGUUUAAUUGGUUUAGUGUGAUUAUUUUGGAGUUGGUUCUUUGUGGUUUGGAGGGAAUGGCAGCUCUUUGUGGGGGUUGCCUAGUAAUUUUAUAAAAACUUUAGUAUAACACAUUACUUAUUUUGGUCUUUCAAUUCAUUAUAAUGCUUAAAAGAAUAAUUCAUGUUCUAAAUCAUAACUGCAUGACGAUUUAGAUCUUCUUACUAUUUAGUUAUAGCCUAAUGGAUACUGUAUUCCUCUGUUUUCUCAAAAGAAUAAAGUUCCUAGUUUAUUAAAUAGUAUUCUGACAGAAAACUAUGUGGCCCAACCAGCUCUGAGUAUACUGAUACCUAUCUCUAUGUAGCUUAUACGCAACUUCCAUGUUGACUGUCAUGUGUCUGCUGCAUUCUGAAGCUGCCACUGUGGCCGUCUCAUCUUCCUAUGCCAACACCCCAGCUGUGGUGUCCUGUGGUGUCAUGCACAUAGGCUACGGUAUGAACACAGCUGUAAUCUGCUUAUUCAACAUCAAAUCCACAAAGUCUGAGGCAGCGCAAUAACACUGUAGUCCAAAUGGCGCACUGUGCACGUCAUCUGCAUCCCUGCCUUCUUUAACACAUAUGCUGAAGCAGUGUUUUAAGUGUUUUUUCCCAACUUGUAAUAAACAUCUCUGUGUCAUAUCUACAUAGUCAAGCUAUGCCUAGUAAUUAAGUUUUAAAAUGUUGCCUAUUAUCUAAAGAAAAAUAUCUACUAAAUUUCUCAUAUAUUCACUCAAAUUCUCUUCUGUUAUCAAUAUAGGCCUAUCUAUAGUAUAUGUAAAAUAUAAGAAGGGUCCUGUGAUGAGAUUUUGCCUGCCAAACUAGCUAUUGAACCAGGUCAAAGAUUGUACUGUCCUCAGGAGUUAUUGAUCUCCAACAUACUGGGUGUGGGUACACUUGGUGUUGAAGCACUUGCCUUGUGCAUGCAAGGCUGUGGGAUCAAACCCCAACACUAGAAAACUAACAAAGUUAGGUAUCUGUAAAAUUAAUGAUAAUAGACAUUGAGAUUCUAGUAUUUAGGGGAAGUGGGAGUAAAGGGGAGGGGAAAUGGAAGAAGAUGGAGGGAAAAAACAGCCCUGAUAACAAAGGAAGAUAUUAAAUAGAGGAGUUGAUGCACACAGUAUAUGUUAAUGGAGAAAUAAUUGGUGGAGUUAAUACAUAUAGUAUAUAUUUAUGGAGAAGUGACCGGCUUUGGGAGGUGUGCACAUACAGGCCCUCAUGUGUUUAGAAGGGGAUCCUAAAUUAUCUGCUGGGAUUUCCCCCCUUGGUAUACCAGUCUUUUUUAUUUUAAUUGUUUAACUUGCAAAAGUUAUUAAUUCAAGAUUUAAUAAUUAUAAGCUUAUUGUUAAACUCAUGACAACUCUGUGAAGGUUCGUAUUGAUUUUCUGAAAAUUUAUGAUGAAAGUAUUUAGUACUGUCAGUAAUUAAUGCAUACAAAAAGCCUCAUUGGGGGCAAUCCUGGAUGGUUUCUCUAUACAAUAUGUUAAUAAACAUCCCAUUCUUUUUCUCUCACAUUAUAAAGAUUUUAAAUGUUUUAAUGAAGUCCCUAAGCAUUCCCCCAGGUUAAAAAAUACUCAAAAAUAUUUUUUUAAAUCUAAGGAGUAAAGUAUCAGAAAUCAAAUACUAAAUGAGGAGUUCUUUACAUGCUUCUAGACAUAUAUAUUCAAUAAACCAACUUUGUAUCUUGGAGCUAUACACAUGAUUAGGUAACUACAGUGCAUGGUCCAUCAUUCCCUUCAGUGUCUUAGAGGGUUUUCAUACUAGUCUAUAAAGCUCUGAACGCUGCAGGGAAGAAGAAGCACAACCUGUAUUUUAAGAGUUUCCAAACAAGUGAUCCUCUCCUGUCUUCCCAUGUAAUCACGCUGUGCUCUGUCCUGUACUCUGUUGGCUUUCGAUACAGAUUCUUGCCAGGAGCUAAAGCACACGCAUAAAUGGCUACACCUUGUCUCACUCACCUGCCUCCACGUGCUUUAUUCCACUAUAUUUGCAAACAAGAUGUUUUGGGUUCAGUUCUGUAACCAGGAUGUGUUUUAGCAUAUGCCUGUUUGUUUGACUGUCCAACCUGCACCAUUAAUACAAUGCCUUUCCCCCCCAUCUAAUGGUGUUUGUAUCUGUGUCCCUAUAUCUGCUGCAUUUUAAAUUCAUAACAAGAAAAGAUGAUUUUGUAUUUAUACUUUGCUGAUCUAGUCAGUAAUUCUGCACCAAUCAGCAGACUUCUCUGCAUGUAGUAGUCUGUACAAUUGUUCAACAUCAGAAUACUUGUUCAUGUCAAAGUGUCUAUAAAAUUGCCACCAUUGUUCUUCAUUUCAGUCUGGUAGAAUACAUGAGACAGAAAAUAAAUGUGUAAAUGAC
Molecule: messenger RNA, 15548 nt
Organism: Mus musculus (house mouse)
Lineage: Eukaryota; Metazoa; Chordata; Mammalia; Rodentia; Muridae
Gene: Kcnb2
Product: potassium voltage gated channel, Shab-related subfamily, member 2
Exons: 2
Coding region: 1439-3427 (662 amino acids)
Biological process (GO): protein homooligomerization; transmembrane transport; monoatomic ion transport
Cellular component (GO): membrane; perikaryon; voltage-gated potassium channel complex
Molecular function (GO): monoatomic ion channel activity; delayed rectifier potassium channel activity; voltage-gated potassium channel activity
Source: RefSeq, a predicted model, not a curated record